CCUCUGUUGUGGCCGGAAGUUGCUACCUCGGGCAAACGCUUGAACCGGAAAAACCCCGCUCGUCUUUGUCACCCAGCUCCUACACGGGUGCUGUCACAGGCCAUCCAUCAAGUGUUCGAUGCUGAACUCUCGCCGCUGAUGAGAUUAACGCCGAGGUUGACGAGCCGAGCACGUUGACGGCGCGCCUGAUCCGCCUCGCUGCCCAAGUGGCUAACCACUGAGGGGGGCGGUGCCAUUUACCGUGACGUCACAUACAACGACGGGUUUAUCCAAUAAGCGCCGCACGUUUAGUUUGGCUGUAGAUUAUCCUCGGAAGCGUCGCUAUGGCUGCUGGUGGCUCAACUCGGGCCAAGUAAGUCCAAAACCAAAACGGCCCAGACACCUUCGACUAUGGACCCGACUUUCAUUUUAUCAGCCGUCAUCUUCACGCUCCUCGCCCUGGUGGUCGCGACGUCGCUGCUGAACGGAGGUCAAGACCCGCUCAACGCCAGGGGUUACCCGGGACACGGCGAAGCCUCUGCGGCCAAGCAGAACGGCCACCUACCGGACACGAAGCAGAGCAAGAAGAAGGCGGUGGACGACUGGUGCGAGCUGAGCGGCAGCUCCCACGACCACUGGGACGUGGUGAAGUCCGUACAGUCAGAGGAGGUGCCGCCCGUCCCUGCCAGCGGGGAGCCGGCGCCCUUGGCGGCUGAGCGCUCCUCCUCGUCGGCGUCCAGCCUCUCCGUUCCCAGGCCCGACUCCCGGCACACGAGCUUCGACUCGUCGUCCGAGGCCUCGUCGGGGCGCGGGCGCCGCUCCUACAUCGGGCUCUCUGAUCAGGAGCUCCUAAAGUGUGCUUUCUCUCACCCCCAGACCGAAGGAGCCGCAGAGAGCCCGGAGGUCAACGCAGACAAGACGGUCUUCAACGCAAACAAUUCCUUCCAGUACGUCCCGGGAAAGUCGCGAUCCCAGCACAUGGAGAUGAUGAUGUCCAAAGAGGAGCUGGAGGAGGAGCAGAGGGUGCAACGGGAGCAGCUGGCCGCCAUCUUCCAGCUGCUGAGAGACAACACGGAGACGUUCGGGGAGGUCUCGGAGGGCGACAUGGAGGAGCAGCUGCGUCUCUACUCCAUCUGAGACCCCGGGAACUCUUGUGCUUUGCCUUACGUGCAUGUGAGCACUAUAUGAGGACGCCGUCGCCGCCCCCCCCCCCCCGCCGCCCGGUACCGAACUCGCCGGCUCGUAUCCAACAAGCACUUUCUCGGCCCGUUGUUGUUGUUGUUGUUGUUGUGUGAAGCGGAUGAUGGACUUUUUUUUUUUUCAGUUUCUAGCCACAACACAAACAAGUACAACGUAAAACGCUGUUAUUGUCCCGGCUACAACAACACAUGUAAACCUCUUCUGUUGUGUAAUAAAUCACACCAAAGUAAACGCCCA
Molecule: messenger RNA, 1416 nt
Organism: Doryrhamphus excisus (bluestripe pipefish)
Lineage: Eukaryota; Metazoa; Chordata; Actinopteri; Syngnathiformes; Syngnathidae
Source: RefSeq, a predicted model, not a curated record